AUGGAACGCCUCACCGCGCGACAGUCUGAUCGGAAACAGGCUCGUGCUUGCUGGCACGUUGACACGCAGCCCUGCGGUCUGGAACGCCUCCUUUUUUUUCUCCACGGCUGAGAGCAGCAGCGGCAGGUAGAGCAGCUGUCAUGUGAAUCAGCUGGACGAACAAGGAAAGGGAUAAACAACAACACUAACACUUCUCAAUCAAGGUAAAGUACUGCACACAUUUCGAGAAGAGCGUGUGAUUUAGCUAAAUCUAUGCAUGCUGCUUUAGCGGACUACCACAUCGGGCGAACAUAGUAAUCGAUUAAUCAGAAAGCAGCGUGUAUUUCGUGAGUCCUGUGCAGAGUUAGCAAAGCUAUCAUCAGCUAACCUUAGCGCUAGCAACAAAAUAAGUUAAUAAGCGCUCGGUUGCCGAUCGGUCCCGUGCCGUGUGCUUCGUUGUUGCAUAUCUGUCUUUAUUUGUACCAAGAAUAUGUCUGUAAUUGAUGUGUACUUUUCAUAAAUACUGAUUCAGAUGUACCAGACAAAGUCACACAGCGUCAAAGCUAGCAUCGGCCCUGUCUGCAGCCACCUUGCAAGGGACAUUUAAACCCCAUUGAGCCCUGCAUUAAGAAGUUAGCUAGCCUGUGGAUAAGCUAGGUUAGCUUUAUAGUUGAUGUUUCCUUCUCUUUAACACAAGCGAAGUUAUCCCUGAAGCACUCGCGGUUCAGGUUAUAUACACACAUCACAUUUAUUUCAAUGAAUUUCCCUUGAGUCUGUCUUUUUUUUUCUAUAUAUAUCAUAAUGUCAGCCGUGUGAGCUAGCUAGCCGCGCUAUCUGCUCAGCCGUUACUUUGCAUCAUAACAAACGCUGGCUGGUUAGCAGACAACAAAGAUCAGCAAAGCUUCGGCUCAUGCACUCAUAUCAUCGAAAUUAUGAGCCUUUGCUUAAAGUGGUUGUAACAGGUAUUCUGGGGAUUAAUAGUUCAUACUGUAGCACACACGGUUAAAGUUAUCUAUGUGACAAAUACACGCUUUAUAUCUAAACAAAGGGUGGUGUUUUAACAGAGACUGUGAAUAAAUAAUGGAGUUGAUCUUUUUGUUUUCACAUCUCGCUUAGUCUGCUUAUGUCUAUUACAUAAUCGAGCCGCACGCCAUUGAAGUGUGUGUUUUUCAGCGUCGUGGGGUUUAUAGAGGCAGAAACCACAACAGCGUCUCCUCAUCAUGAGGCUGUGUCUUUGUCUGAGUGAUCGGGAAAGUCAGAGUUUGGAGUGGGAUGGGUGGAUGGGACAAAAAUCUGAAAAGGGUUGUGUUGUUGGCAUCAGAAAGGAUCAGAGGAUCAAAUCGACAUUUGUUGAAUCUCUUGCUCCAUCUUGUGGUAAAGUCACGAGUAACACGCGGCUGCCUCCUUGGUGCUGUUACACAACAUGUUUAAACAGCAAAUUAACAAACUCAAGACAAAGGACGUUGCAAAUUGAAACUUAAUUGAAUAACUAAGUUAACAAUUAAAUUAAAUCAACUCUCAGAAUUUAGUAAAACCACAAUGAAUAAAUGCAACAGUUCAAUUCAAUUCAACUUUAUUUAUAUAGCACUUUUCAUACAAAAGAAAAAAACAACAAUAAUGACAAAAACCCAGCCCUUCCAGCCACACACACACCCAUGGACCCACACGCACACAAAGACACACACACACCCUCACUCACCCACACAUACAUACACACACACACACAACCGCACAUAAUGUGAGACAUCACACCGAGACAUUACAUGAGGAAAGAGCUACCUUUAGGAAACACUGGAGGAGAUAAAAAUGGUAAAAAGAGUAAAACCUGCUGGACUAAAAUAAGAAAAUAAUCAUAUUAAAUGAACAAAUAAGUAAAAAGGGUAAAAGAAGUAAAAACCUGUGACGCGAAAUUAAGAGAAAGACUAAGAACAGAGAGAAUAAAUAGAAUGACGUAAAAUUAACAAGAAGAACUUUGAUUAAAAUGAACAUUUGCAACAAGAGAAAUCUAAAAUGGCAGUUAGUAAAAAGCCUGGUUAAAUAGGUGUGAAAAUAUGGAACAACUGUCCGGUAGAAAUUAGAAAAUGUAGUGCUCUGGUAAGCUUUAAGAGACUUUACAAGAAUAAUGUUAUUUCUCAAUAUUGUAGAGAAAAUAAUGUAUGCUCAUUAAUGUAAAGUGUAAAGCAUGUUCAUUACUCUAUCUGAUUUGAAGAGUUACAUAUUGAAGUGUUGAUAUUUGUAUAAAGAGAGUGUAUCUGUACAAUGUACUCAAUGUAUGGUAUAAGGGGUAGGUCUUUAUAAGCACUGCUUCUGUCGACACCCUUUCAGUCAUAUUAUACCGAAAUAGAUAAAAUCAUUCAUUCAUUCAUUCAUUACUGCAAAAGGUGAUCUUGUGCUUAACUUCUUUUGUUAUUAACAUGACUUUGAUUCUGCCAUAAACACUAAUUGAUUCAGUGAUUGCGGUUUUUGAGGAAUUAAAUUGUGGCAACAUUAAAGAUCAGUGUAAUGGUCAGUGUUUUGAUAAAAACCUGUUAAAUGAACAAUAAACCAACAGUCAGAGACAUUCAAAGAAUUUAAACAAACAAAUACUGUUUUACAAUUACUGGUUUAUUCUACUUUUGUUAAAAAAAAAUGUAAAGUUUCCAACUGUUGGUCUUUUCUUUGUUUAGUUCUCAUUUAGUUAAAAGUGAAAAAUUUCUCUAACAUGUUCUAAUUCUUGCCUUUUGUUUAUCUUGUAAAAAAAAAAAGUAAAUAGUAUUUAUUUAUUUACCACCUAAAUAUAUUUGUCCCCACACCCAUUAUUUGUCUCCAUAAGAAUUUUGAAUGUUCCAUUUAAGGAUUCUCUUGUUUAUUCAAAGGUUUGAUCCGGUGAGGCGGCAGGAUGGCGGGAGCAGAGGUGUUCACCCCUGCAAACCCCACCUGCAAGAUCAUGACGUUCAGGCCCACCAUGGAAGAGUUUAAGGACUUCAACCAGUAUCUGGUGUAUAUGGAGUCCCAGGGGGCACACCGUGCAGGCCUGGCUAAGGUGAGUUAUUCAGAGAAAAACAUGUCUGAUUUUAUAGAGUUUGAAAACUAUUUUAUAAAACUGAGUGAUGUAUUUUGCUCUAGCCACUGGGUUAAAUUUUGUUGGCCUGACUUUUGCAAAGCCUAGUCACACAACAAUUUUUUCACAAGAAUAUAUAUUACAGUUUUCUGUUCCUGUGUUAGGUUGACUGUCAGUUCCUCUUUUGUUUUUGUCUCAAAGGUGAUUCCCCCUAAAGGCUGGAAGCCCCGCCGUACGUACGACGACAUCGAUGAUCUGAUGAUUGACGCUCCCAUACAGCAGAUGGUAGCUGGACAGUCAGGGCUCUUCACUCAAUACAACAUCCAGAAGAAACCCCUCAGUGUGCAGGAGUUCAGGAGAUUGGCUAACAGUGAUAUGUGAGUAUUAUGUCAUACCUAAACUGUCUGUGGGGUUCUACUGAUCUUGUUAGAUGAAAGAGAAAGUACUUGGAUUUGACAUUCACAAAUAAAUGCUUUCAGAGAAAAGAGUUAGCUUUCGUCCUUAACACAAUUAUUCAGUCUGAUAUGAUUACAGUGAAAAAAUAAUGAGUAUGCUGUAUCUAAUAAAACUGUUUCAAAGAAAUAGAGACAUAAAUGCCAACAACAUCAAGUAAAGGUGGAUGUCAAAUAAUUAUUUUUACAGUCAACAAUAUUUAUGUACUAGUUUUCACAGCUAUAGUUUUGAUUAAUACUGGUUUGAAAUCAUUCAUAAGGGUAAGAGUGGUUCAUUUCACAUUACCAAAUGUAUUGUCUCCCUUUUCCGCAGGUACUGUACGCCUCGCUACCUGAAUUAUGAAGACUUGGAGAGGAAAUACUGGAAAAACCUCACCUUUGUCUCGCCUAUAUAUGGUGCUGAUGUCAGUGGCAGCCUUUAUGAUGAGGUGACAGACCUUUUGUUCGGUUGAUACUUUCUUCUGUUUCUGUUCCAACAUUGAAAAAAUCAGGUUUUGAAUGUUUAUUUCUGCCUCAGUUUCUUCACUCCCAAUACGAUAGCUUAAUAAAAGAUAUUGUCAUAAUUACUACUGGAAAUCAUUUGCUGACUUGGAUAUCUUCCUCCUGUCCCUAAAUCUAAUGCUAUUUGUUAUUAGCUGUUCAUUUCAAAGUAGGGAUGCUUAGAAUGACUUGACUAAAAGCAACACAUAAACACAAACAAUAGGUAUCAGAAAUCAGUUCCAUCUGGAUCACAAAGAGAUAAUUGGAUUUAGGGAUGCAUUGCCAGUCCCUGGUAUUUAUUGGUAUUUAAAGCCAUCUAACUGAUACUUUUUUUAAAAGGAUGUGGAGGAGUGGAAUAUUGGCCACCUGAACUCCAUCUUGGAUGUUAUUGAGGAGGACUGUGGUGUAUCCAUCCAGGGGGUCAACACUCCAUAUCUAUACUUUGGCAUGUGGAAGACCACCUUUUCCUGGCACACUGAAGAUAUGGACCUGUACAGUAUCAACUACCUGCACUUUGGAGAGCCCAAGUCUUGGUGAGUGAGGGGAUGAAGCUCUGGGGAUAAAGACCUCAACAAAACACUUUUAACCUCUACUAGACUUCCUGUUGUACUUGUUAGGCAGCCCUGAUUAUGUUGGUUAUGCCCACUUUUAUGUUUUUCUGGAAAUGCUGCUGCAGAUUUUUUCUGCAUAUAACAUUUACUGUGGUAAACACUGCAAAUCGAAUAGGCUAAGUCAAGUCAACUGAAAACAUUGAGGGUCCCAACCCUAAACCACCUUUUCUUCCUCUCUGUAUGAUGCUGAAAUAGAAAUAAGUCUUGUCACUGCUCAUGUAGGUUAUCCAGACAACAAACUUUCUCUCCAGUUUUAACUUUAAAACAGAGCUGUUGUUUUCAAUAAGCUGUUGUAAUAUGACGCAAAUGUAGGUUAAUACUUUCCUAUUUUCAAUCUGUUCUUUUUAUUUGCACAGAGUUGAUACCAGUCAGGGCUGCGAAAUCCAUCUUGUGCAUCCUCCAUUCAGAUGCUUUUCAUGAUUCAUUUUUAUGAAGUGUGUUUAAAUGGGGAAUCACAAACAAUUUCAUAGUUUUCAUUUGAUUGACUCUGCCAUUCUGUUCCAUAUUACCCCAGGGUUUUGUUCUCCAAGUGCUGGUCAGGGUCUGAGGAGGUGGUUAUCUGCAAUAAGGGAUGAUACUCUGAAGCAGGCAUGUCAAACUCAAUAUGGCCCGAAAUAUCAUUAUCUAUGCCCACAAAAAGAUUUUACUACUAAAGCACUCCCACCACUCAUACUACAAGUCCCAUAAUGCACUGUAACAGCUGCUGCACCUGUUAGACCUGUGCAUCACCCCCUCUUCCCGACACACAGGCCCAAUCCCAAACUGCCCCCUACACACUCGCCCUUCACUACCGAGUGUCACUAGUAAUGAAGUUACACUCACAGCUGUGGAGUGCGCCUCAUUCGAAAAUGGGAGGGUAUAAACAAGACGGGCAGGUAUGGGACGCCCUCCUCACUCCACCAGAAAACGGAACGAUUCAUCGCCAUAACAACGUAAAGACGCGUCCUGUGCAAGGUAGCGUUUGUUUUCUUAGUAAAUGGACAUCAUGUACAGUUGUGAGCCGCACCGGCUGCCUGGUUUCUUUAUCCUCCCAGUAAAAUCAUAAAUCCAGCAACCAUCACAGUGACAGGAGCUAAUUUAUACUUCUGAUCAUUAGUGAUUCCUCACAUCUGUAAACCCCUUUACUAUUUGACAUGUGCAUGCACAAUCAAAUCAAACCUCAGCACAGAGGAAGAUUUCCGACAUCCGUUUGGUCUUUCCAAACCACGUCUUUUGUGAUUUUUUUUGUCAGGAAGACAAAGGUGGACACAUACGGAACUUAUUUUUGUGUGUUGUUUCCUCCUCCUCCAUUUAUGCCGGCGCACUACCUGCAAAUCCUGUCGUGAGUGUGCAUCGGUGCAGACUCGCUAUUGAAGGGCUGAACGGUCCACUCGCCCUCCCCACUCUGUGGUUUGGGAAGGCCUUAAAUAUGGCGGAGCCUUUGUGAGGACGUGCAAAUGGAGGGAGAGUGUAUAGGGCGAGUGUGUAGGGGGCGGUUUGGGAUUGGGCCACAGAUAGUUAGUCACUUGAUGAAUACAAUGUCCAGUGCUUUUAUGGUGACUUUUAAGUAGACUCUGAGAACAGGGACUUUUAAAGUAGGUGGGGGCCAGAAUACCUGCUCACUGACAUCGGAGGUUAACCUGUUUGAGGAGCUAUUGUGGCUUUAAUUAAAGAAUCCAUCAGUAGAUACCAUCACCAGACAAAAUAUUGAUUACGGACAUGUAUGACGCAGUGGAGGCUUUUCAGGUCAAGCUACAGGAGAGAACGGGAGUACCAGUUGAGAGUGGAAGUGAUUUAGAAUAGCUGUAAACUUACUGUCUCCACCCAAAUAUAAGACAACUAUUGUUAUAAGAUGAAUUCCCACUUUCAAAACUUUUUGCAAAAAGAUUCGUUGAAGACCAAAAAUGUAUUUAUCAGCAAUGAGAAAAAAAGAAAAAAAAAAACAAGAAACAAAUCCACUGAAAUGACAGGUUAUUGGUUUUUAAAAAGUCUUAUUUUCAAUGUUUUUAGAAAUGAAAAUAAUCUGGAGUCUGUUUGUGGAUGAUAGGUCUGCUAAUGGGGAUACCAUAACUGUUUUUGCUAACAGCCUUACUGUCGUGUCUAGUUCUAGUCAGCAGAGUCCGCCUGCUUCACAGAUGAUUGGUGCUGUACACUGUAAUAAUUAUUGACAGUUUAUUACUAAACCCCAAAUAUAAUAGUAUCCCUCUUUUCAGCUGUGUUUUGAGGAAAAGUCAAACAAGCACAAAUAAAUUAUUGUGAGGUUAUUAUCCUGUUGUUGGAAAUAAUUGCCCUGAUUUAUAGUAGUUGAUCAAAUAUAGAUAUGUUAUUAUUAGACUUGCCAAACGGUGUCAUUCAGAUUUCAGAGAAAAUUCUCUGUUGGCAGGGAAAGAUUGUACAAAAAAGGUGUAAAAGUUUUCACAUUCUUGCCGUGAAGAGGAGCGGCAUUUGAGGGAGUCUCAGGAUUAAAAUGAUAAAAAGGAAGACAAGGUGGAGAAUGCAGGUAGAUCAGAAUAGAGUUUGCUUUUUAUUUCUUUGUCAGCUUGGUUUGCUCCGUUUUUCUCUACCUCUUGCCCUGGAGGGAGUUCUGCUUAUUAGAGCAGUGAGCCCUGCAACCCCACAGGGAUCAGUGUCACAGCCAGACAGUCACACACACACACAUACACAGACACGCACAUACUCAAAGAGAGCAGCCAAGUACCCACACACAUGCAUACCCUUAUCAUCAAGCACACACCCUCACGCACACACUGAUAUACACGCUUUCAUCUCGCUGCUUUUUUGACAUCUCGUCCCUGGAGGGGAGCAGCUUAAAGAUGCACCUCUUCUCAAUCCCCUCCAACUUCCCGUGUCACCUCUACCUGAGUUUGCCUCCCUCUGCCUCUCACCCUGUCUCUCACUGCUCUGCUAAGCUGACAGGUGAUAUGAUGAUAGAAACACCCCAAACCUGAGGGUGGAUGGUGUGAGUCAGAUGGAAAGCCUCUUCAAACCUUGAGGGAAUUCUAUCACUCUGUUUCAGUUUGUCGUCGGAAACUUUGGGAAUAAUUUUAGGGAAUAUGCAUCGCGGAUGUGGCAUAAAAGAAAACAAAAGAAUGUCAAAAUGACAUCUUCUAAACUCUCCAACAUAAACAUUGUUUUUUGUUCAAACCAAGGAAAGAAAUAUGCUCCAUAUAGUUAUUAUUUUUUGGCAGUUUUCAGAAUUUCCUCUGAAGCAAAAAUGUUGCAUGAAUCCUUUGAUGCUCACAAGGAUCAUCAAUUUUGAGAAUAUCUCCCAAUAAUGUAUUGUAAUUAAUGUAUUCUAUUGAAACAAAAUUUAACUUGCAGUCAAAUAGAGGGGUAAAAGUAUAUAUUCAGACAAGGUUACUGCACACACCUUCUUUGAACAGCUCUUAAAAACACAGUGAUUUACACUUUUCCUUUUACAGUUCAUCUAAGAAAACAAAAAAUAUGUGGUUCCAAUUUCAUCUUUUCUGUUUAACAGUUGGUGACUGUCAGCUAGGAAAAAAAGAGAGCUUAAGAAGUAUUUCUCAAAACUACCACCAGUAUUCAGAGAGGAAAGCUGACUGUUAAAUCGUAUAAAUUGUAUGAAUUUUGACUUUACAAAACAUUUGAAAGUCCAGCUUAGAUAGAAAGUGAAAGUGGUGCAGAGUACCAUAAUAUUCUGUCUCUGCCUCUCCUUUUAUGUACAAUAAGUUUAGAUACGCUCUCUCCAUGAGAUAUAAAAAUGUUUGGUAACACUUUAUUUGAGGCCUAUGUCUGUAACGCAUUAUUAAUAUAUCUCUAAUGCAUUAUAAUCCCGUUAUAGCACUGUAUAACAGUCAUAACACAUUAUAAUACCUGAUCUUGUAACUCAUGAUAAAAUGCUUUAUAAUGUGUUCUGAUUAUUGUUAUAAAGCAUUCUGAUCAUUUAUGAGUGUUUAUAACUAUAGUUAUACAGUGCUAUAACGUGAUUAUAACGCAUUAUAUGUAUAUUUAUAAUGUGUUAUACAGAUAGGCGUCAAAGAAAGUGUUACCAAAUGUUUCUUUAUUUUAUUUUUCAUCAGAAGUGCAGAGAUCUACUACCCUGUCUAUUAUCAUACAUUUAUCCACCACUUGAUGGCAGUCUUGCAGUAGCAAAGAUUGCUUUUCAAAACUUGUCUGCAACAGUCACUUCUUAUUACAGUGUGUGUAUAAUGAACAAUGCAUCUUAAGGAUUUCAUUAUCACUGUCAAAAAAAAUCAUUCCUUAUACUCCGUUUCUAUCUGUUGCCUCUAACAGGUAUGCCAUCCCCCCUGAGCACGGGAAGAGACUAGAGCGUCUGGCUACAGGUAAAGGAAUAAUUAAUUUUCUGUUUGUGUUCUCUGUAUAAAAGGAGGCAGGUAAGGCAAUUGAAAAAAUUAUUGAGUUAUGAUUGCAGCAUACAAACACAACCCUGCAUUAAACAGCAAAGCACAGCACCAUAGUCAAUAAUAAACCCAGCAAUAAGAGGGCACAAGAGGCAAGGCUGCAGUCAGAGAUGCAGAAUAUGAAUGAGCUCUGACGGCUCCUUUGUGCUCAGGUAAACUGGAAUAAUGGGCAGGUGUGUAGACAAAACACUUUGGAGAAGUAGAUUCAGUUCUGUGAAUUACAUAUGGCACCAGAUAAAACUGAAUGAUCGUCAUAGUUAAUAGCUUGAAGAGAGCCAAGUUUGAAAGAACCAGGAGAUAACAAGGUCAGGAGAAAAAUACAUAUUUCGGAUAAUGUUGGUGGCGGCUAAAAAGGCCAUCACCAGACACUAGGCGAAAAACAGAUGCACCAAAAAUAGAGGAUUAGACAGAGGUAUGGAGAAGCUGACUUUCUCAUCUAGACUAAAACAGAUACUUUUAAGAACUACUGGGAAAUCUGGGUUGAUUUUUUUGUCUCAAUCAAGAGCAGACUUUGUGCAGUAAGGGCAUGGUGUAUGGUAAAUUAUUGAUCCCUCGGUUUAGGCUACAAACUUGUUCAUGGUUUGUAUGUUUAUUAUGUUUACACUCCAACAGGAGAAAAGGAACAAUGCAAGAGAGGUUCUAAAAAAGGACAUGAGUGAAAAGUGUUUCACUUUACUACACAGUUAUUCUACUGUGACUUUACUUGAGAAAUUUAUGCCCAACUAUGUCUCUGCUCCACAGUGGAGAAGUAUGCAAAUAUUCUAUACAGUUGGAAAUUUGUUCAGUAUGUGAAAAAUGUUGAUGUCACAUAGAUAUGUGAAAUCAAUAAAAAAGAAAAGAAAAGAAAAGAAAGAAAAGAAAAGAGCAAGUUUGAUUGAUACAGCACUGAUUACAGGAUAAGGGCCACCACAGAGGCAUUAUGGACGGCAACCCAAUUAACACAGUCAAGUGUUUAGAAAGUGAUUUGUGACAAAGCUUGAUUAAUCACUUAUUUUAUUCACAUUAAAAAAAUGUUGACUUCCAAAAAGAAAAAAAAUAGUCAGAAAAACAUGCUGUGCUAUGAUAAAAAAUGAUGAUGUUUUAUUGUGUCUGUGUUUUUUUCUUGCAUGACUUAUACUCUGUGUUUGUGUUUUUUGCAUGUUUGUCGUCAGGUUUCUUUCCUAACAGCUUCAAGGGCUGUGAAGCUUUUCUUCGUCACAAAAUGACUCUAAUCUCCCCUUCCAUACUUAAGAAGUAUGGCAUUCCUUUUGAUAAGGUAGGCACUCAGCCCCUCAAAAAAAUGACUCUCAGUUCUCGUCUCCCUGACGUUUUUACUGUUUUUAUUUACCAACUUUCAGAAAACGGCUUUUCUUGUCAUGUUAAUUAGCAAUGCUUGUUUUUGACUGACUGCAGAAAUGUCAAGUCAUUUCUGGAAAAACCUAAGUGACACUUUAGCAUUUUUGUUUUUCAAGUCUUCUAACACACCUACAUCUGCUUGUCUUUUUCAAUUGCCAGAUUACUCAGGAAGCUGGAGAGUUUAUGAUCACCUUUCCUUAUGGUUACCAUGCUGGUUUCAAUCAUGGUUUCAACUGUGCUGAGUCCACCAACUUUGCCACUGUGCGCUGGAUAGACUAUGGCAAAGUAGCAACACAGGUAACAGUCAAGAGAACGUGAACAUUUGGGUCGGGUUGUUUUUUGUCUUUUUAAGGGGAAACAUUAUUUAUUCUCAUCUUUUUUUUCCUAAUCUAGUGCACAUGUAGCAGGGACAUGGUAAAGAUCUCCAUGGAGCCCUUUGUGAAGCGUUUUCAGCCCGACCGCUACGCCAACUGGAUGCUGGGCAAAGACUCCACACCUAUUGACCACACACAUGCCACCCCCAGCACAACACCAGAGCUGCAGAGCUGGUUGCAGAGGCGGCGCAAGGCGAAGCCUACUAAUAAAGGGUACUGUAUUAACAGUCAGGCUGUGUUUCUUCUUCUUUUUCUCUUUAUUUUUUAAAGCCAAGGUUUUUCAGAGAAAAGUUUACUGCAGCUCACAGAGCUAGUGGGGGGUUCUCGGGGGUGGGAAAAUUGAGGUGAAUCUGAUAGCCAUAAUGAACUUCACUCUGUUGAAUAGAGGUUGAAUAGUUAUGGUCAGGAAUAUUUGCUAGCUGUAAGAAGAAAAACAUUCACCCUAAGUCAGAGGAUUGCCCUUUCUUCCACUGCCUCAAGGUUGUAACUCGGAGUGAUUGUGCGACCGUCUCCUUUGAUCCAUCUCUCUUCCUUACAGCAGCAGCCAGUCUCGUAUGCGCUCUAAGCGUCUCAGAACCACCGAAGAGCCUGUUGGCUUGGAUGGCGGCUCAGCUUUGACCAGCAGCAAGAGGAAAGGUCUGGGUGGUCCGCUUGGGCCCAAGGUUCGAAAAUCUGUGUCAGGGGCAGAUUGCAGAGAAGAGGAAAAAGAGAAGAAAAAAGAUGCAGAGACAAAGCACAACAACAAACUCGGCUCUUUCCAGCUACCUGGUAAGAGACUGACUUAUGGCACUUUUAGCAUUUAGGUGAAGAGCUGGCGUUGUAAUUAAUAUUUGUGUGCUGGGUUUUUCUGUGUUCCUUUUUGUGACUUUUAGAAAUUUCUUUAACUGAUACGUAUGAAAAUGUUCUGUUGUAGAUUUCACAUGUUUUUUAACCUUCUAUUCCCAACAGGUCCUUGUAGGCAGAUGUGUGUGGUCAAGGUGAAUCGUGUGGAGAGUAAUAGUUUGGGGUUUUCCACCAAGGGACCAUCUCAGAACUCUCCUCGCAGCGUUUCUCCCUCCUCUGUUGCCGCAGUGAAGAAUGACCUAAAGGUAGAGACUGACACUCAUAUUGACCCUCAACACCUCUCAGGGUCAGGGGUCACAAGCAGGACUCCUGAUGGACUCAGACAAUGCCCUGAGGCUACCCAGAUGCAUCCUGGCAUUAAUGAGUCAAGGUGUCAGUCUCCAGAUCCACAAGACCUCACAACUCCUCAGGACUGCUCUAUCGGGGUGCUUUCCCCAGAGACAAACAGACUCAGCUCACCCCCCCACACAUCAAGCACUUCUGCUGAGACUGAGACGAGCUUGUGUCCCUCUUCCUGCGAAGCUCAGAUGUCUGGUUCCUCGUUUAGAGAAGGCACUUUAAACCUAAUGCCAAACACUGACAGCCGCUUGGGUAUAGGUUCUGAGAAUAACACUAACAGCGCUGCUAAAGCAGAGAAAAUGGACACUGGUGUUGAUCCAAAAUGUAUCAAUCCACACUCCAGUACAGAAGCACUUUAUGAUGUAAAAGCUGAGCCAGUCGAGGGGAAUGGUCACGUAUCACACGGCUCCUAUUCCAAUUUCCGUUCAGAAAAAAGCAGCACUGAGGGAAAUCUUUUCCCUCCUCUUCUACAGAGGAAUGCAGUGGAUAUGCCACAACUCACACCAGAGCCAGCAGAUAAGGUUGGAAUUUGCCCUUUGCCACCCGUACUGACACAAGAGAUGCCCUCCCUCACCCCUGCAGAUGAUGGGCUGUCUGACUCUGCAAAAUGUAGACUGUGCAGCGACCAGGUUGCACCCGUGCUUGAACGGCAGACACCAACUGGCUCUCCGUCCUUGCAUGUAGCCAAGCAGGAUCCGAGAAAAACGGACUCAAUGACGUCAAAAAAACCUCUCACUGUAAAACAAGCCAAAAACUGGCAUCCAGAUUCUCCAUAUGGCUGCGAAGCUGCAUCAGUAUCUGUUUCAGAGGGAAGCCCAGCUCAUUUAACGACCAGUGCUAUGCGCAAAAUAUCAUCUGAUGGCGUCCAUGAAAUGCUAAUAGUAGCAGGAAUUGCUGCAGAGAAGGAUCAUACCAAGCUGGAAAAUGUAACUAAUGGACAGACUGAGGCUUCCUCUUGCCAGCUAGUUCAAAGCACUUCAUCAGGAACAGAGCAGCAAUACAGCUUAGCAGAGUUAGCAAAUAGAGACAACUCAAAGGACCCAGCACAAAGAGCCAGUGUGGUGAAUCCGAGCAGUGCUGCUUCUCUUUUAACUGGUUCCUCCAACAAUAAUCCUCCAGCCCCUUCCCCUCUGUUAUGCACUCAGAGUGACAGUCACUCAGCAUCAGGACUGCACCACAACACUACAUAUUCCCUCUCACAUUGUACUUCCCAGAACUCAUACAUAGAGCCCAAACCUUUCUCCAGCAGCAUCUGGAAAAACUUCAACUCCCAGAGUCCCGCAGUGCUCAUCCAAAGUCUGAACCCAGAGCUCCCCCCUGACUUCACCCACGAUUCCCUGCCUUACACUAUGUGGACUGAACCUCAAUGCAAAGAGGUCACAGACCUGGAUGACCCACAACAAGACCUCCGUGAGUCAGACAAUCUAGAAGAGGAGGGUGGGACUCUCACCUGGGCCCAGCUGGAGCCUACCUCUCUAGUGUCUGUUGGUGCUGUUGAGCCCAUGGGGAUUUGUGGAGAUUAUGAAGUCCACAGAGGGGAGACAGACGGGUCAGAGGCGCUUUCCUUGUGCAGGGAGCUGGAGAGACAAAGAAAUGCAGAGGAAGGUCUCCACUCGGAUACCUCUGUGUCACCUCUGAGAGUGGGUACAGAAGGACAGGACGAGGUGUCUGAUAUGGAAGACGGGGGAUCUGACGGGGAAGAGGUGGAGCAGCAAAGUAAUACCAAAGGAGUCAGUAGUAGUGAGUCAUCGGAUGAGGAAGAGGAGGAAGAGGAAGAGGAAGAAAAUGGUACAAGUAACUACGAGUGUGAUGAAUUAGGUCUGGAACCUGGAGAGGUCUGUGCUGUGAGUGCUCUUCUUCUCUAUCUCGUCACACGUAUUCAGUCUGAGACUCAAGUGUUUUUUUAUAAAUAGAGGUCUUUUGCUCUCUAAUGCUUUUCAUUGACGCCUGCUCAGCAGUACCAGGCGCUGUCAGUGAAGAGGACCACUAAGAGCUGGCGUCACCCACUCAGGAAACCUACAGCACGGGCUGUUCCCACCGCUGUCAAACAACAAGCCGCCAGUGACGACGGUAGGCACACAAACACGCAUACACACGAUAUAUUCACAGAGUUCAUUUAAAGGUAUCAUGAAGUCCUAACCUUUAAAAGACUUUCAGAAAGCGUACAUACUGUAUAAGCCAACAGCAUGCUCAUUUUUAAAAAACCCGUGGGACAUUUCCUGUUGUGGUCGGUGCUGCUUUGUGGAUGGCACACGACCAGAAACAAUAUUUCAUUGACUUUGCUUGUUGCAUUGCAGCGAACAUGAAUACACAAUCCAUAACUCUUUGGCCCAACGACGAUGACUUUCUACUUUUGGGACGGUAAUGUAGCCAGGGGAAAAAAAAAAAAUCUCAGAAGGAAUGAAAAUGAGGAUUAUAACUUGGCGAUGGCGUUUACUCUAAACUUUUAACAUUAAGUCAAGUCCAGUAAGGUUUUUGUUCCCCCGCUGGGUCGCUUUAUAACAGCCGAACCAUUCCACUUUGCGGUCCCCGCUUCCUCUCCCAAUUUUUCACAUUUUAUGUCUUUCCCAAAUGAUUCAUCUGACGUCAAUGCGCCCAUAAACCAAACAGCUUCAAUUCUCAGGCCUACCACAGUAAAAUGAGCUGGUGAUAGAUGCUCGGAUUUGUUUUCAUGAUUUUUGACAGAGAGUGUGUGUGUGUGUGUGUGUGUGUGUGUGUGUGUGUGUAUGUGGGUGGGGUGGGGGGGUCUAUAAUUAAUAACAACUAAUGCACACAUACACAUGCAGUCACAUUUAACUCUCCAUGGUUGUGAACAAAGGAUGAAUAAUUCAGCAGCCAUUCUGCUUGUUUUUUCCCUGAGUGAGAAAUGACCAUGAAAUGUCCAUGGCUGCCAGGAGCUUAUUUUAUAAUGACGACAACCCUUUAUUAUUUUGGCUAAUUCCCUAAUCAGACAGGCUCCCAUUCAUUUCAAAUGCUUUUGAAGACUCGGGAGGAAAAUUUCCCCCACGUGAAUAAAAAAUACCUGACUUUACUAUAUCACUGUUAGCUUUAAAGUAAAGAUGAAUGCCACGUUACUCCUCGUAUCCAAGUGGCAAAACUGCUUCAGAACAUUAAAAGGCUUAACUUACAAAUCACCAGGAGAAGAUUUUGCACUCUGUAUGGCAUGAACCUUCAUCUGGGCUUUAGCAGAGGAAGCACCAGCUGCACGGAUUAGUGAGUUUUUGUUGUGUCUCUAUUUAGAGCCCACUGAAGCAAACCUGGCUGAGGAAGAGGAGCAGGAAAUGGAAGCGUGGGCGAGGCCCCUCGUACACCUGUGGCAGAAUAGAAAGAGCUGCUUCACGGCGGAGAGGGAGUACAACGCUCAUGCAGCGACAAUGCAGCCAUACUGUGCUGUGUGCACACUCUUCAUGCCCUACUAUCAGGUAAAAGGAAGCUCAGCUCAGGCUGUUAGCAGUGUCAUUAGAUGAAUGUUUGAUACUAAAUCUAUUUAAGUUUAAUUAGUGACUUUAUUUAGCUAAAGCACACUGAAAAAACAUGACUGCACCUUGUUACAACAGGAAUCAAUACAAGCUGAUCACUUACUGUUGAGUUCUGUUCUUUCACCCUUUAAGUGCCCUUUACAUAGACCUUGUAAUGUCUUGUUUGCCCUUCUGGUCAGUGUUUACAAAGUCAUUUUUUACCCUUAACCUUGGCAAUAUUUCCAGAGACACUAAACGCCUGUUCUUGGACAAACAGGAGAAACUGUUUGAAUUUUUUUAAAUUAUCUUGUCAUCUUUUUUUCCUUGUUUAUUUUAUCAGUUUGUAACCUCUGAUGAAAUGACUUGAUGAAAAAGGUUUUUCUUUUGUCUAUGGUCGUUCUGGUUUGAUGUGUUUUUUUAUACAACAAUGCUGCAUUAGUCUCUUCUUUAUCAUGAGAUCAGGGCCUCAUUGAGAGGAGAAGUAGUUUGCAAAUGUUUGCGUAAAGAUCUAAGUAUGGGUUUAUUAAGCUUAAAAUGAAUGAAGGUUGCCAGUAAGAAAAGGUCUCAUGGUUUCCCCAAAGCUUUUAACUGAACUUUUUUCCCUGUUAAUCUCACGUAAGUCGUCCCCUAAAACACUCUAAAGGGGUUUCAUAUUUCUAUUACCUGCCUUCUUCUAACAUUAUUUUUAUCAUAUCUCAUUCUUUUAGUUUUCAGUUUUAACUCCAGUGUUUCCUUAGGGGGGUCCUCCACACUGGGAGUUGUGUCUCAGCUACUGCUGGGGGCGCUGUCCCCGGGUCCCUUCAGCCCAGCUGGCUGUUGUCUGCCGGGUCGAGGGGCCUGGGCGCUAGUGCCCCCUGUGGCACAGCCUGCGACUCCUCCCAGUGUGGAUGGCCCCAAAGAUGGUGCUUCCUCAAUCCUCAGUGUCACGCCAUGUCUUCCUAUUGUCAGCAGUGAGAGUGUCCAAGUGCGUGUGUGUAUGUGUGCGUGUGUCUGUGUGGUGUGGAGGAUGGGGCUUUGUUUGUAAUUGUUUUUUCUAUGUUUCUAUUUUUCUGUGUGUGUAGAGCACUUUGUGUUGCUUUUCCAUGCAUGAAAAGUGCUCUAUAAAUAAAGUUUGACUUGAUUUGAUUUGAUUUGAACAUUGAGGUGUUCUCAAGGAGAACAUGGAAAUCACCCAAAUGUUUCUUUUUUUAGGUUGAGGACAAAGUUGAGGACAAUUCCCCUCUCUUUUCCACGGAGAACUCCAAAUCUUCACCUCCAAUGGAGGGCUCUACACAUCCCUGUCGAGAUCUGAAACGGACCAAACCCCUGGUUCCUGAGAUCUGCUUUUCUUUUCGGGAGCAGAACUGCCCUCCGACACCCACAAACCAUCUUUUGCAGGAAGAUGGGACCUCCCCUUUGCUGUACUGUCAGGGCUGCAGCCUUCAAGUCCAUGCAAGUAUGUACGCAGAUGGGGGUGGAGUGUGAACAUGACAGUGUGUGUGUUGAGAGAGAGUCUAGUUCAUCCUGAGGUGAAUGGUAGUUUUGUACAUACAGAAGUAGUUUAUAUUACUUAAACUUUCAUCACCUACCUCACCAACCUCAUUGUUUGUUUCGACAUGUUGUGCUUGUCUCUCUGAUGUCACUACGAGAGGUUCAGCGGGUUUAUGUCCUGACUCACUCCAAUUCAAUGUUCCAGCCCCCCUCUCUUUGUGGUUUAGAGUAUUUUAUUUCUCUUUUCAGCCCAAUGAGGGUGAAUCCUCUGUCUCCACCACAUAUACUUCCUGUCCAAAAGCCCCAAGCAUGUGUAUCAAGCCUUCACACACACUCUUUAAAAUCCCCGGAGCCUCUCAGCUCCAUGAGACACAAUACAGCGUGUUUAUUCUCAAACCCUCAUUCACACACUGUAACAACCCCCAGAUCUCUUUCUCAAUCCAAACCUUUUCUUCUUUUUUUGCCAGUAUUUCAGGGUUUCGGCCAGCUCUCCACAAACUCAAACACAAUUUUUUUUUACAGUCUCACACACCAAACCAAGAUCCACAGCUUUGAAAUAACUUCUCCCGGAGUCACUUUCCAUCCCUUAUACUUUCUUACCACUAGUGUUGAUCCCACCUUAUUUUUUACUCUGAAGUGUUAUCGUGUCGUGUAGGAACUACACAUGUACUUGAUUCGUGUGAGUGUGUGGAGGUACCGUAGUGGGGGAGUCAAUGAUGAAGUUUCUGUCAUUCGACACUGAUGGAAAAGCCACAAGUUUAGUUCUGAGACCCAACAAUAAGAAGAAGUUAAUGUUGCUUUCCCUCUGAGCUGUUAUUUGAACUUGGGAACGGAAAGAGAGGUGAGCUUGGAUUUUAUCUUGGGUUUUUGAUGGAUUGUGGAGAAAGAGAAUAAAGACGUGCAUACAUAUACAGAUUUCGAGUGUUUCUUUCAGAUAAAUUCCCUACAGCUUGUGUUUCUUAAAACCUCUAUCCAUUGGAAGUUAACCAGCUGCCUGCUUUGAAAAGAUUCACAUUUAUUUUACUUUUAAAUUCAAAAUUUGUUUUCUCGCAGAGGCCACCAGGAUUUGUUUUUCUUUGAGGAAACAUUUACGCUCUCCUGCCACACCAAGGACACAGAAGAACUAUUCAUAACAGCAUUUACACAAAGUGCCUGUUGUUUUUCACACAAUGUCUUGUUUUUCUGCGACCGUCAGCAGUGUCAGCUGGGUUACGAAGGGCUGAAACGAAAGCACCAUGUCACACCAGCACAAGUCUGACUGUCAUGCGAGUCGUUCUUUAAUACAUAGCUGAACACAUAAACAGAUGUUAUCAAAAACACAUAUGCAUGAAUGUACCUCUUCCUCUCGUCUGCAUUUCUCGCUCAGCCACAACCAUUCUCCUACACACAGACGCACACAGACACGAUUACCACAGAGGGCUCCAUUUCCACUUAGUCUGCAACACUGCAGUUCUGCAUGGAACAGUACCAUCGCUCUGUUUAAAUCUGUGGAAACAAUGUGGAUGUAGCAGUUUACUCCGUCUCUUUGUAAGUGAUGAUGGAAUUACUGUUUGUUGUCAAGUCUGCUGUUUUCGGUCAAUGGUUCACUGAUACUCGUGCCACGAAGCAGCUCAGCAGUAUUUGAGUGAGAGUGAGGAUCUCAACUUUCACAAAGCUGGUCAUUCUUGGAUCAUUGUCUGACAAUCUCUUCCUCCUUCAGGUUGUUACGGCGUUGCUGCAGAUGACAUCAGCAAUCAGUGGUCAUGUGAUCGUUGUGCAGAAGGAAGCUUUACAGCAGUAAGACCCUUUUUCUUCCAGUUCAAUAUCAGUAUUCGUAGAUUAUUUACAGGAGUACCAGUAUCUGCAGAUUCGUGCCCCGCUGGUCGAUGACAGCUGUGUAAAUUCUGAAAAUGGAGUUUGUCCAAGUCUGUGUUUGUAAAACACGCUAUGGAGGCUUUAUGAGGUGGAUACAUUUAAAGGUUGUUUUGAAAUUUUAAAAUUGAAUUUGUGGUUUCUCCAGCGGAGUGUAAUGAAGACCUAAUUGGCUAUUAACGGUGUUUUCUCUUUUUGGGUCCCUAGCACAGAUGGGGGAAGUGAUUACAACAAAAAUAGGACAAGCAACAACAGUUAGUUGUUUGCCAUCAUCAUAGCUAUAUUAUAUUUGAUAAGAUCAGAACUCAAAAAAAAAUAAAAAAUAAAAAAUAAAAGAGCAUCCCUUGCACUCCCAUUUGGAAAAAAAAAAGAGAUAAGACAUGAUUCCUGUCAGACAUAUACCAAUGUCAACACUGUGGGAGAGAGUGGGGUAAGAUGAGCCAUUUUUCGGAUCACUACAUCAAGGCAAUCAGAGUUUUGUCUCUAACUAGUGUAUCUGUAUAUAUUUUAAGAUGUUGUGCAUUCCUGCAAACCAACAGAAUGAGUGUAAACAGAACUGUCUUGAUAAUAUAGCAUGCCAAAAAAAGUGGUCUCCUAAGUAAGUUGAGCUGUAUCCCUUCUACCCCCCACUCUCCUCCCAACCUCCACCCCAGCCCUCCCUCACCUUCUCUCUCUCUAUAUAACAGUCACUUCUUUGUGUUUUAAUAUCUAUUAUAUGCUAUUCAACUGGUACAAUAACUUUUUGUAUUAUUAUUGCUAAAAAGCUAUCUUGUAUAAAUCCAUUUUAACAUGAGAAUGUCUUUAAGUGAUUCAGAACAUUCACAGCUGUAUUUUUGAAAAGAAAAAGUAAAACAUUUCAACAAUCUGAACUGAAACUCUGGCUUAUGACUUUAUUAGUCCUCUAAACUAAAAUGGUGGACUUUUUUUUGACCCCAUCUUGUAGCUCAUAGAUACCACAACUGAUGUAUAAAACAAAUUUAAAAUGAUCUUCUCUGGUCUGAAAACAAUUCUAAUAAAACUAAUGACAGACCAAAUUCACUUUCAAGAGUGAAAAAUGUUUUUUGUUUUUUUUGUAAAUAAAUGUCUAACCUCUUCACCCAUGAGCUUCUAACCUUCACAGACUCCAUGAAUUGAUGCCCAUCUCCUCAAUAUUUGGUCACAUGAUCAAUUUCUUUUACCAUUUCCAAACAACAGGGGUUGGCUCAACUUACCCUUUGGUUCAUCUUACUCCACUCUCCCCUGCAUGUUUUUAGCCCGUUAGGAAUCUAAUACUGCUAUUUAGCUAACUCCAAAGAUUUCCAUGAAUUGGACCAGGUGUUGGACACUCAUUAAAUGAGAAUGUUUUAUACAACGAUUUUCUUAUGAAAGUCAUUUUUCUCUCUUCACGACCUGUUUGUUUUGUUGUUUUUUUUCUCAGGAAUGCUGUCUGUGUAACCUCAGAGGUGGAGCUCUGAAAAAAACCCAAAAUAACAAGUGAGACAUUCUUUUGUUCAGUGAUUAUCUCUGCACACUCAUCUCUGAUCUCCAGAGCUCAGACAAAUGAACUAUCUCUGCAUCAUCUUCUUCAUCAUCAUCAUCUUCAUCAUCACCGGUUUGUAUUAAUUUGUUUUUUUGUGUGUGUGUUUGUACAAAGAUGGGCCCACAUCAUGUGUGCAGUAGCUCUCCCAGAGGCCAGGUUCAGCAACGAAACCAAGAGAGGUCCCAUUGACACCAGUAGGAUCCCUAUGCAGCGUUAUAAACUGGUGAGGACACACACACACACACACACACACACACACACACACACACACACACACACACACACACACACACACACACACACACACACACACACACAUGCAGUGCUGGAAUUCCCCAGGUCCUCGAGGACUGGCUUGGUCUAAUUAAUGAAGUGUUCAUAGUUCUAAUUAACAAUGUGAGAUGAACAUGCCUGCAAUCAAAGCUAGAUAAUUAACCACUGGUGGGUGGGAGUGGGAGUGGGGGUGGGAGUGGGGGUUUGGGUGUAUGAAGGGAUGUCUGUGAGUGUGUGUUAGUCUCCACAUGUGUGAUUUUGUGUCUGUCUGUGUGUGUGUUUUUGCAUGCAUUAGUGCCUCAGUUGUGUGUGUGUGUGUGUGAGAGAGUAUGUUUGCUUAAUGAGUGAGCUCGAGUAUGUCUCAGCAGACCUGACAUGUUUCCAAUACAGCCAGCUCUUUGCUUCAGGCGCCGUGAUAGCUCAGCAGAAGUGAAGAGAGUGCCGGAGAGGUGCAUCCGAACACAGGAUGAGUAACAGAGAUUAAUACGGUUUCUGCUCAGCUCAAAUUGUCGUUGCAGCAAUAAGUUUUACAUGUUCCUGAAAGGUCCACAUGUGACUUUGAAUUUAAGAUUAGUUAAAGCUCUUGGAAAAACACCCUCACAAAUAAUGAACAGAAGGGUCCGUUUCAUAUCACAGCCAGAUGUUUAAAGACCCACUCUGAUGAAAAUCAUGUUUUUCUUGUUGUCUACAUGUUCAUAUGGCAUUUUUCUGAUGCUACAGGACAUGUCAUGCGAAAAAUAGGUGCGAAAUUGCAUUUCUGAUUAUUUCUGCAUUCAAAUCGCUGUGAAUCUCUGGCAGACCCAAACGGCAGGUUCUGAAACAGUUAGAUUUCUUAUAUAGCAAAUCCAAGCUCCGCCCCUGGAGCAAUGCUUGUCAGAAAGCUAAUUAUGAUAUUAGCUUUCUUUAUGUCCCUAAUGACAUUUGUGUUCAAGAGCUGAAUAGCUCAUAUAUAUAUAGCUCAUACCUGCCACUUCUACUACACCGGCAAUGUUAGGCUGCAAGCUGACGCAAAGAAAGUGUGCAGAGCAGCGCUGUCUCCGCCCACGACUCAGAGGCGAAUUGCUAAUGAGCUACUGGAGCUCUGCAGAAGAAAAGCCCUUGAAAAUGACACAGGUAACGUGAUUUUGGCUGAAAACUUCAUAAUCACAAUUUAAAGACCACUGAGAACAUUUUAAGUAGUAAAAAAAAUGAUCGAAGUACUUGAUGACACUAGUAUUUGAUGUAUUUUAUUGGCAGUGUUGUACACACAGUAUUGAAAGUCCCGCUAACUCCUUGAUUCCACAACAAGUCUAAGCACUCUGAAGUUGAUCUGCGCUGACUCCAGUCAAUGCCUGUUUUCCCACAGGGAGCCCUGCAGCUGAUCUACGUCCAUCCUGAAAGCAUCAGCUUUGGAAAAGCGUAGCAGUUGUCUGUUGUCAGGAUGGUUCAGCUUCAUUCUUAGUAAUAAUCAUGGUUACACGAUCAUCAUAAUUGUUACAUAUUCAUUAAUCUUUCAUAAUAUCUAGUGUGAAAAAUCACACGUUAGUGUAUUACUUAUUGCUCCCUAUUAAAAUAGAACCAGAACAGCAAUAAAAAAAGAACAAAAUGAUAAAUAAAAACAAAGAACUCAAAACUUCCUAUCAGGAGUAAAAAACUUGUAAGAGAAAAACUUGUUUGCUUUUUGACUGAACAGUAUCUACUCUUUGAAGCAUAAAUGAUACUGUAAAUCUGAAAAUAGACAAGGUUCAGGUUUAUAUUAGAGUUGGGCCUGUAACUCAAAAUCUCCCUAUCUAUGAAGUUGAGAGUUCAUAUUUUACGACAGAGUGAAGGCCUUAAGUGAUUCACUUAAGGAAACGUUGUCCAUUUGAUAAUACAGUGAAAUAAAAAGACAUGUAUGUAUUUAGACAAAAAAAAAAACGGGGGUUAAAGACCUCUGUCUGCAUGGCUCUUUCAAGCAGUAACACAAAAUUGCUCGGUGGUUUUAGUUUGUGUAUUUUUCUGCGAGACUAGAGUAGAGAACAUGGGAAUAUGGUUAAUAAAAACAAAUCUCAUCUCUGCUGUCUUUUAACUGGAGCAGUAGAGCUGCCUUGAAAAAUAAAUAAAUGGAAAGAAUGAAGUUGAUUGUAACUAAAAUGUACAGUAUAUGUAUAUUUAAUUCCCUGCCAACUCAGUGUUAUAUCAAGUAACUUGCUGCCCACAUAAAAUCCCUCAUUUUUUAUGGGUUACCUCCACUUGAGUGUGUAUUACUCAGUGGUAAUCCUCCAGUUCAGUGUGUUCUGCCCUGUAGCUGCAAGUUUAUUCGCAGCACAUUUUGCAGUCUGGUGAUCAGCAGUCGUUAAUUACUUCUUGGUCUUUCUCUGUGUUCCUAAAAUGCUCCCACUCUGUUUGGCCCCUGUGGCAUUGCCUCCAUGUACCUUGAUUAACACGUCACUGUAAGCUGCAGCCUCUACCAUGAAGCAGGAAAGGUUUUCAGAGGUUCUCCUUUUGCCAGGGUGGAUCACUGUGGUAACUUAUGCUGAACUUCUAACCCGCUCAGGGGCAGGCUAUGUUCAGCUUAGGAGAUCAGGUUGUGAAAAACUCCACCAACUGAGCAAUCAAUUUUCUGGAUCACGGAGCAUUGUACUUCCCUGACACUGUUCGUCAGCGGGGACUGAAUAGAUUAACAUCAGAGAGGUGAGAUAUAAAAUUAGAUGUAUACUUAUUGCUUUGAAUUACUUUCAUUUUCCAUUUUCAUCUGUAUUAUCUCUAGGUUGCUCCCUUGAAUACUGUCAGGACUGCUGCUGCUAAAAUAUUACAUCUGAAACUGUCAAACCCACUACAGGAAUAAAUCAGAGCAACAAAACUGUUAAAGCGAAGAAAUAGGAGUUAUUGUUGUCGCUGCUUUUGUGCGCUAUUGAUGGGAAAGGGAUAUCUGAAGUCUUAAAUUGUGCGUUUUUACUCUUGAGAUUUUUCUUUCAUCUGCCAGCCCUUUAUUUAUUUUACAAAUGCAGCGGUGUCGAUUGUAGAGAUUCUAGAGAUCAUGCGUUUAAAUUUGUUGUAUUCGAUCGCUAUCAUUUGCUCUGGGUUUGAAAAUUUUGAUGAUGCGCUGAUGGCAAAUUCAAGCAUGUCGCUGUGAAUGUAUUCUUAGUAACUCUGCGUUGACUUUUCAGUUUGAUAGCCAGCUUUGUGCAACUUUAUAGCAUGAUCUGUUUUGUCAGAGUGAGUGAAACCUGACAAGUAAAAGCUGCUGGAGGUUCGUUAAACUGCCAAACGUAACUUAUGCUGCGUUCCAGUUACCUCGGAAGUCGGAGCCGGGAAUGACAUCACACCUGAGUUACCAGAGUUCCAGUUUCAGUUUCAGUUUCUGGACUGCAUAUUUGUCCAGAAGUUCCUUAUAUUCGGACAAGGCAAUCAGUAAAAUAACUUUUGUAGAUGUAGCCAUCGCGUGUCCGCCUCCGACUUUUUUUUCCGACUUGGUUACUAAAAUGCUGGUAACUCGGUUGUGACAACAUUCCCAGCUCGGACAUCUGACUUCUGAGGUAUCUUGAACGCAGCACUAGUUGUUGUUAUGCUGCGUUCGAGUUACCUCGGAAGUCAGAUGUCAGAGCUGAAAAUGACGUCACACCUGAGUUCAGAGCGUUUGAGUUACCAAGUCGGAAAAAAGCUAAAUCAGAGGCCUGGAACAAGAUGGCUACAUCCACGAAAGUUAUUUUAGCGCUUGCCUUAUAUUUGGACAAGGCAAGCGCAAAAAAGAAAGGACUGCAGCGCUAAAAUAACUUUAUUGGAUGUAGCCAUCUUGUUUCCGCCUCCGAUUUUACUUUUUUCUGACUUGAUAACUGAAACACUGGUAACUCGGGUGUGAUGUAAUUUUCAGCUCAGACCUAGCUAUACCAGUUAUGAACAACGCAUAAAACAGUCGCACUUUUAGAUGGUGACAACAGAAACCCUUUGUGUAGUGGAGCCUUCAUUAUUAAAUAUCAUGACGUUUUAAAGCGUGUUUAAUGGUGAAACCAGUUAAUUGCUCAUCUUUAUUUUCUAGUAUGCUGGUCACAACUCACAAGUCCGUCAGAUUUUAAUAGCAUCCCUCUUUAGAAGUAGUUCCAGUGGGGUAUGGCGCUCGGUCAGACAGCAGAACUGUGGCGCAGAUGGCACACAUGCUUGUUGUAGAAUCAAGGAGAAAGUCCAAACCUUUUCAGGGAAACAAGAGAGCUCUAACUUCAUCCCAACUUCAUGAUAGUAAUUUGGAAUCAACUUCAUGGUCUAGUUAGAGGCAUUUGUAGCUUUUACUCGACAAGGUUAAGCCAACAAAAAAGUCCCACGUUUCAGCUGAGGAUUUUUGGUUCAUGCUGAUUCUUCCUUUACACGUAUCUCCCAAACAUCAUGAAGAACAUAAUCUCAGAACUCCUCAUGCAGAGUUUACUAUAUUUCUUUUAGAUACAAUAAACAGAUGAAAUCAUAAUUUAAUCAGAACAUGACUCUUUAGUUUCAGCUGAAAUUUUACACCGAGCCACAAUGGAACUGACCAAUCAAGGCUCCGACAUUGGCAUCCAUUCCCAAAUAGCUGAACGAAUGUUAGUACGCUGACACUGCAUGUGGCCGCUAUGUUGAUAUCCACAAUGUAUUUAAGUGGCUGUGGUUCAUAUCUGUGUGUAUAAUGUUGAAAGUACGCUUCUUUGGAUAAUGAUUCAUAAGCCACAAAAUUACUGUCCAUAUUCAUGAGCCAAAAAUCAUAUAACAAAAACAUUGUAUGCAAGAGGUCAUAAAAGUGUCUGAUAACCUCAAAAAGGCCAAAAUGUUCCAUAUUUCACAACCAGCUACAGGCUUUUUAUGGGACCGAGUUCUUCCAUCCCAAUCACAGAGCCAAGUUGAGGCCUCAUACCACAGAUUAUGUGGAAAACAAUCCAGUUUAUGUUAUUAGUUGAUCAUGUGGGGUUUGAUAUAGAGCGCCAUGUUUUUGGAGGAUGUACCAGAUCAAUCAACGACUGCAGUCAUUUCAGUCAGUCUACAUGACAACACAAAAUCUCUAUUUCCCUUUGCAACCUUUUCUCCAGUCAGCAGCACUCUUUGGUUUCAGUUCAUGACAAAAAAUAAAACAGAUAUUUCUAAAAAAAAAAAAAAUCCUUGUUAUAUAAAGAAAAUCUAUUUUAAAAAGUCUCUUAUAUGUGUAGUUAUUCCAAAAAAUCUGUUUCAGGGCUCGACAGUGUGACUGUUUCACUCACAUUUGUGACGAAAAAUAGAUGUGUGCGAAUUGUAGAAUGUAUUUAGGGACACAUGUGCUCAUAGAAAAAAUCAGCCAUAGCAACAAAUGUUUUUUCAUGUAAAUACCGCUGUGAAGUUAGUUUUAGGUUUGAUAUUCAACGAACAUUUACUGCGGAUCUACCGCUGACUUCUCACUCUCCAUAACUGGGAAUAGCAACAGCAGCGCGGUUAAAUCUACUCUGCACCCUCGCUGUCAACGAUGGGCGUUGAAUAAGGGACCAUCAAUAAAUUACCUGUUGAUGUUCUCAAAAAAGGCUGUUUUCCUUCGAUAGCUUUCAUGUCAUGCGACCAAUUGACCUAAAAUUGAUUUCAAAUAAUAGCACUAAUGUCGGUCAAUGAGACACACCUCUUUAUUUCCCUAAUUAAAUUCAAAGACAAAUUUUGAGCAUUUCCGUCAAAAGCUUCCAUGUCAUGUGACCAAAAGACCGAAAAUUGAUUUCCAAAAGACACACAUUAUUUGAUCAAUUUUCAUUGUGCCUCUAAAGUUCUUUUUGUGCUCCUUACUUUUUCUAACAUAGGAGCACAUGUGUUUCUUAUGAAAAAAGUUAGUGUCAACCCCUGUGUUUCAUAAACCAGACAACUCUGACGGUGUUCAAAGUGGUGCAAAGAGGCGCACAGUGUCGCGCAAGCAUCAUGGCUGGUGGUGACCAAAAAAAACUUUGACACAUUAUCACGACACUGAUUAGCUCUUUACAUUUACCGCUGCAAACACAUCUCUUAUUAAAGAAGAGGUUUUAUGUAAGCCCCUUUGUACACUGUGCCUGGCUUUGCCUUGAUUAUGCAUUAUUUGACACAGCAAAGAGCCGCUCCCUUCGUGUGCUCACACCAUGAUGUAAAGAUCCUUUGCUAUAGAUCUUUGAAACAGAGUUGCUGCUUACCUGACGUGUCAUCUGAGCGCGAUCAUGGAUGUUGUACCCCUCUCUGUUAUGUUCACUUCAUCAUUUGUUAGUUUGCUUCAUGAGCCACGUGUUUUCCAAGCUCGCAUUGGACCCGUUGCCCCUGCAGCAGCCCAGUCCAUUUAUAAUUUACUAUCACACAGUGCACACGCACACAUCUGUGCACACGUACGCAUUCAUUAUUUACUGUGAGAAUGUUCUUAACGCAUGGCUCAACACAGGCACCCAAAUACACCUCUGAGGAGGCACUGGAGAGGGGAAAGUGGGUUAGGCUCUCACACACACCAAUUCAAGCGCAUUUAAACAAAAUAAACAUAUAUUGGCAUACUUUCUUCACUUUAUGUCUCCAUAAAAUGCUUUUUUCAGAAAAGAACUCACAUCACUGCCCGGUUUCACACACACAAACACACACAUACACAUGCACGCAAUUCUCCCUGCACACUCUGGGUGUGUUGCAUGCCAGUCACAAUCUUGUCAAGCUGGCCUCAAUAGGUGGACCAGACACUGUCGUCCAUAAUGGAGGAGGUAUGGGAAAAAGCUUUCUGGAAUGUAGGCCAAGUUAGUCACUGAGAAAAGCGCUGAGUAGAAAAGUCCUCUCAGUUCAGAGUUAGAGGACCUGCGCCGGGAUAACUGGGUUUAUUCAUUUAAAAAAAAAAAAAAAAAACACAGUGACAAAGUUACAGAGUUUCUUGAGCCAUUUUAAAUGAAGGAUUUCCUUUGGCUUAGUCCGCUUAAAGGAAAAGAUGAGAAGACUUUUCUCUGAGUCUCUCUGUACACAAUCCUCCCUGAUCCUCACCUGAUAUCAGCUUAGCCGUCUUAAUUCAGAUGGCUGUAAAGGUAAAGCAAGACCCGCCUCACAGGUCAGAGCAUUUUGGUUAUAAGGGAAGAAAGUUCAAAAAGAAAAUAAAAAGGUUUUGCAUUUGUGUCGUUUCACCUUUUAUCCAGCAUCCAUCAAAUGCUCAGCUAUUCUUCCUUGGAGACUACAGACAUAAUUUCUCUUUAUAUAAUCAGGGAGUUAAAAUACCUGAGGGUUUUUUCUCUAAUAUUGUCGCUGCUCCAUACUCCCACGUGUGCCAUUUCGAUGCAUCAUGUUCCCCUAUGCAUAUGAUAAGAUAUUAAUGUAACAGUCUGUGUGUCUUCAAAGCCUUUAUAAGCCAGAAUCCACAUCUACAGCUAAUUCCCAGUUGAGCUUUCACACCGCUGAGGCACAUGCUCUAAAGACUCUGUCUAUAUAUAGGUGUAUUAUCUGUCAACAUAUAGAUAUAUUAGUACGGAUUCCCAGGAAUUAGACUGAUGAAUAAAUUGCCUUUGGAGAGAUGUGAAAAGGAAGAGAGAGGAGGACGGGGACAGGUGUUUUUCUAGGGGGGAUAGUGGAGGAAAUGGAGUGAGAUGGCAGGCGGGUGAAACCGGUGAAAAAAGAAAAGGGAGCGGGUGGAGUCAUAAUGGGAGGAUGUCGUCAUUCUUUUCCCUUUAGUGGGAUAGGGAAACAGAGGAAAUGGACUUGAUGGGCCGUUUGGUUCCAGGAAACGGAGGGGUGUUUGUGUCUGCAUGGAUGACGGCGUGCGUGUGCGGAUCACAUCCUCCAGUCUGCAGCGAAGAGAGCGCAGCGCUGGGUUUGUAGUGGAAACCUCAAGUGAUGUCAUCUGAUUGGUUUUAUAUGAGGCUUUCCUUGUUUUGUGCUCAGAGGAAACAUGUUAUUUCAUCACCGCCACAACUGCUCUCUCCCCCUUCUCAGUUAUUCUCUUCUCUGUUUCACCAACUCCAUCUCACAUAUUUGGAGCACAUGAGGCUUUCAAACCGAGCAAUGAUUCACUUAGCGGUCCUUUGUUUUUUAAUUGCUGUCAUUUUCCUUGAACCCGUUUUGCACAAAUUCCUCACAUGGAAUUAAAAUUUCUCAAUUUUUCAAGAUUGCAAAGUUUACACUGUUGUUACAUAACCUAAACUAGACUAGAUAAGGCAGACCAGAUAACAGAUGGUCUAAUAUAGUUUGCAAUAAAAAAUAAAAAGUCAACAAAGCUUUAAUAACUGCUCUGUACCUUGUUCUGCAUUUGCUGCUCUUGUUGUGUAAAUGUAUUUUUUUUAACUUAUUUACCAGUAUUUUAGUUUUGAGGAGUUAUUACCCCUGUUAAAUGAUUUUUUUUAAUCAUAGUUUGUAAGGGGAUUUUAAAAGUUAAUAAAAAUUGGUCACAUUAUUAAUCACCUAUUAAAAAUUCCAUUAUUUCUAAAAUGAAAAUGAACAGUUUAAAGUAAGUAGAAAUGUUAUUUCUGAGGCACCUUUUUGUUGAUUUACAGCUGAAAAUAGGACCCAAAAUGGAAAUAUUGUGAAAUCUUCAUCAUGGAAUAUUGUAUGUGUGACCUGAUUUUAAAGAUAGGUGUCUUCAGUACUAAAAAAUGGAUGUCGUCUGUCAGUCAGUGUUGAAUUUUGACUCCUCUCUCCUUCCUGUGUGUUCACAGAGGUGCAUCUAUUGCCGUAAGCGCUGUGCGGGGAAGCGGCAGGCCGGUGCUUGUAUUCAGUGCUCAUAUGGCCGGUGUCCCACCUCCUUUCAUGUGACCUGUGCACAUGCUGCAGGUGUGACAAUGGAGCCUGAUGAUUGGCCGUAUGUGGUGUCAAUCACCUGCCAUAGACACCAAUCACGGAGUUCAUCAGCUGUAAGUCCAAAGACAGAUGUCUGUUGAUCCAGGUCGUGCUCAUUUUCUCUGCAAACUAAUGGUCAGACUUUCAUGUCAUUGCUCGACGAUACACUGGGAUAAUUGGUCUAUUACUCCAGAUUAUUACCCUAGAUAAAUCGUGUCACAGGGUGAGCUCAUAGGGGAUCUUAAAAAGUCUAAAAAUGCCUUAAAUCCAAUCAUUUGAAAUUAAGGCCUUAAAGUGUCUAAAAUUCUCUUCAAAUCUCAUAAAAUGUCUUGAGUAUUAUUUUAAAAAUCUUAACUCUACUUACAAAUAAAUAACACGCCAUAGGAAUAAAGAUUGAUUUGAAGUAAAUUUCCCUUCAUGUCUUAAAUUGGGUCUUAAAAUCGGGUCUUAAAUUGGAUUCAUUACAGUCUUUAAAAAGUCUUUAAUUUGACCUGUUGAAACUGGCAGAGACCCUGUGUCAGCUGAUACUCUUGUCUCGUGUUGUAGAAGUGUUUUUAUGAAUGUUCCUCUACGUUGUUCUACAGUUUUGAGUGGUUAUAUGGUUUAUUUUACACUGUAAAUAUCAGUCUUCAUGUAAAAUUUAAGAAUGAAGAAUAAGCACAAUGAAAGUGUUAGUUUGAAAUGAUACCACGGUGGUCUUAAUUGUGCUCUCCGUUUGCACUAGAAGCAGCGAGCAUGCCAAGCGUCCAUCUCACUGGGCCAGACGGUGAUCUCCAAACACAAGAACCUGCGCUACUACAGCUCAAAGGUCACCCAGAUCAGCUCCCAGAUGUUCUACGAGGUCAUGUUCGAUGACGGCUCCUUCUCUAAUGAUACCUACCCCGAGGAUAUAGUGGUGAGAAGAUGUUUGAUUAGAGCCACGCUCAAGAGGUCAUCUCCCAGUUGCAAGAGGUCAUAUCGGCUGUAAAACCCUGUUAUUUUUUUUUAAAAAAAGCCCCACCUUCUUCUAGAGUAAGAUUAUCAGCUCGUAAAUGAUUCUUUUUCAUCUCCAGCCCUGUUUAAAUAUCUGAUGGCGUGUUUCCUCAAAACCCAUUUGAUUAAGCCGUCUCUUUUACUUCAAACCUUUAUGCAAACACUUUGAAUCUUAAAGGCCGUUCAAUAGAAAGAGAACAUCAAGACGACUGCUGAGUUUCAUGGAAACAGUAAUUUAUCAGUGACAUGACCAUUCUUAAACCCGUCCACUCUUAUCCAUUAUACAUUUAAUGGUUAUAAUCUUUUGUUCGUGUAAUUAUGGUAAUGAAUGAGUCUCACUUAGUGACAUAGAGAGAAAGAGGUGUGACAGACACAUCAACUGCUACAAUCCACUCAUUUAUAUUCAGUACUGAACCGCAGCCUUAAUAGACUGAACUGUUAACCGCUUUAAUACAUCAAAGAAGUGACUCCACUGAUAUUGAUGUAAAAACAAACAUCCAGUUAUACGAUUUUGUUCAUCGGGGCUUCACACAACUAACAACAAGUGUUUGUUUUUACUCGUUUCAAAGCGUAAUUUUUGCUUUGAAUUUGAAUAUUAUUCAAAUUAAAAAUAAAAAAGCCAUUGUGCUGUUAUAUGAGAGAUUUAAAAAGAUGCCAAAUGCCAAAUUAUGCCCCUUAAAUGUGGAAAUAAUGUGUUUUAGUCUGUCUGUUUUUCUUGAAGUUUCCACUGAUAUCGUAAAUAUAUACCAUAUACACUCAGAAAAAAGAGUUACUGACAUUAUGAUUAGUUUGAAAAUGAUCGGGAGAACUUUAUAAAAAAUGUCCAUUUUAUUGCUUUAGGUGAAUUGAAAAAAAGCAAAGGUCUAUGGUUUUAUCAGGGUUACUACGCAAGUAUGGAAAGUACGAAAAAGUAUGGAAGCAGUUUGAUCAAUUUCCAGGUCUUAAAAGGUAAAGUAUGGAAAAAUAUCUCUGUUUCCAGGCUAUUACCACAGUUCCAAAAUACAGUUUUCUAAAAAUAAAAAAGUAGGUAUUUCCAAUUAAAAUAAUUCUAAAAAGUAGGGUAUGGAAAAGUAUGGAAAUUCCAACUGUGUAGGAACCGUGCUUUAUUGAGCAAAAGGGUAAAAAUCACAUGUUCAUUUUCAAGAAACUGAAAGAGGCUCUUCUCAACAUCCGAGCGCUCACCUUGAAUUUAUUUUUUUAAACCUUUUUCAAGACAUUUUCACACAUUCAGCACGUAACAAGACCAACUUGUAUUCUCGUGUAUUUUAGAGCAGAGACUGCGUGAACCUUGGUCCUCCUGAAGUUGGGGAAGCUGUUAAAGUCAAAUGGCCUGAUGGGUUGUUUUAUGGUGCCAAAUACCUGGGAUCCAACGUCUCCUACAUGUACCAGGUACACACAAAUAUACAUUUAUUGUUGUUUACCACAGGAUCUUAUAGUCUUGACAAAUGGUGAAAGUAAAAGAGAGGCGUAUGACCCACAUUUGCAGAUUACAUCUUCAGUUGUAGGUCAAACAGAAGCAAACUUGUUGAAAAGAACAUCCGAAUCAUCGUGACUUCUCUGACGUAGAUAGGGUCCCCAGGUGUAUCUGUACAGGGGAACUGGAGAGUGAGAAAAACGGAAGAAGAUACUGGAGACAGAUUUAGAGAGGUGCUAAAGUUCUGGUGACUAAAAAGGUGGAGCGGGAGCUGAGAUGGAGGAUGAAGGGAGACUGAAAAGAGACAGAUACAGGAAGCGAAAGCUAUUUAGAUACAGAGGGAAGGCAAAUGGAGGAGGGGAAAGAGAGAGAGAGAGAGAGAGAGUGAGAGAGAGUGAGAGCCAGAAAAGAAGGAUGAGAUGGAGGUGACAAUCUGCAUUAUUCAAACUCACUGAAAUAUUCACUAAGCCAAGAGUCUUGCAGUUUCCACUUAAAGCUUUAUUUAGUAGAGCGGGGCGUCAACCAUUAGUUAUGCACAAAUGCUUCUGUGACGCACACACUGGGUUUAAGAGAGGUCACAAUUUAAAAAAUAGGCCAAACAAGAACUUUCCAUCGUCAAGGUACGUCCUGACAGAAGAUGAUUCCAGGUCGUGUUUUAGUUCAGGGUCUAUUUGCUGCUUGAAAACGGACAUUUUGUUCAAAGAAACUUGUUCUUAAGGACAGAAAGGAAACAUGAAUUUGAUUUUUUUUUUCAUCCACGCUUAAAGUGAGAGACGUUUUUUUUUUGUUCCGUUUCACCUUGUUAACUUUGCUAAAAAAAUUAAGAUCACUGUCCUAAAUUGUGUUUUUUUUUUUCCCUUGAUUAGAUUAGAGAAGAUUGAAAACUGCAAAUGUUUUAUUUAUUUAUUUAUUUAUUAUAAUGUUUAUUUAACAGGAACAAUACAUACAACAUUGCCACAAGAAGUGGAAAACAUGGUGCAUACAAGACGUCUAGCUUCAGCUAAUUUACAGUCUUUGUCCCUGGUCAGGCUUUAGUGUAGGAUAAAAUAUAUUAAAUACUAUAAAUGCUAUACUAUUUACUAUAAAUAUGUCUAACCUUACAUUAGAAGUAUUUAAAGUAUGGUUUUGCAAGAAGCAGAAAUAACUACCUGAUGUGCUCCUCUUCUCUCAGGUGGAGUUCGAGGACGGGUCCCAGGUUCUGGCAAAAAGAGAAGAUGUCUACACGCUCGAUGAAGACCUGCCCAAAAAGGUGAAACGUAGACUUGUAAGUAUUAGACUUACUGGUAAACACUAAACUUCAAACCAUAACUUUGUUACUUUGACAGCAAUACUUCAGUGAAAGUGUCAUUUUCCAUCUGGAACAUUUUAUUUUUUAAACUUAUUGCCGUUUUCUCGUGUUUUAUUUUUCCAGUCCACGGCCUCAAGCAUGCGUUUCCAGGAUGCCUUCUUUACCACACAAGGAGAGAGGAAACGCCAAAGGACACCCAACUCACGCUUCCAGAAAGACUAUGUGGCCCUGCCAGGCCUCCGUACAACUGCCAAAAGCACAUGGGAGCAACGCAGCCACAAAGGGAAAUGAAGUCAUGGGAGGAGGAUCGAUGACAACUGAAUGCACUGAAUGAACAGUUGAUGAUGUGGGGGGUUUGUGUGUGUGUGUGUUUGUGUGUGUGAAAGAGUGGUAGUAUGAGUGUGAAAUUGAGUGUGACUGUACGCGGGGAUCUUCUUCCACUUCAACUUUAAAAACACAACUUCCCUGUGAAUAAGUCGGAGAAAAGAUUGGGGGGUUAAUGGAUGUAAACAUGCGUGUGCUUGUAAUUUAAAGAUCAGUGACUGAAUGAUGUAACCGGCUGGACAGAUAUUCUGGUUGAACAAAUGGACUCCCAUCGAACGGGUAAACAACGGGCAUUGUUGCCUCAGUUGCCUCUCGCUUUCACAUCCGUCAGGGAAAAUAAAGUGUGACUUACAUUUGUCACGUCACCCUUUUUCAAACAUACAAGAACUUUUUUCUUUGUACAAAUAAUUCACAGGUGGGAUUUUUCUAAAAUAGCUCGCCUCUGGCGGCUCUUUUCGGGGGUGGGGUGGGGCGGCUGUUAUUCCCAGUUUUGAUUUGGAGUAUUUAUGCACUUUGCUUGUAGUAUUUCCCUCAUGUCUUACUGCUUUUCCCUGCAUGUUUAACACUGUCCUCUAACUGCUUCUGCUGGGCCAAGUCCAAGUACACUCCAAUGGCUUCCCCUCUGCACUGCUUUUGAAUCUUCAUUGACAAAUCAUGAGUGUAUUUUUAUUAUAAUUGACACUGAAGAAGAAAUCACUGUUAAAACAAAGAAGAAAUACCAAAUGGUUAGCAUUUCCUAAGAUUGAACAAAGCUUCAGACCGGAAACCAUGCCUGUGUGUUGGAUUCUGUGCCCUCUUAAUGUGAAAUGCUACUGUUGUUCAGUUUAAUGAAACACAUUGUUGAAAUUAUUUAAAAUUUGUAUUUAUUUUUGGCUUGCCAUAGUUGGAAUAUCGCUAACUGCUGUAAGAAAAACAAUAAAAAAUUACAUAUGUUUUUUUUUUCAGUAAAA
Molecule: messenger RNA, 34021 nt
Organism: Xyrichtys novacula (pearly razorfish)
Lineage: Eukaryota; Metazoa; Chordata; Actinopteri; Labriformes; Labridae
Source: the annotation of a GenBank genome assembly